Ectocarpus siliculosus is the source of this 3846-nucleotide messenger RNA. The record is from the annotation of a GenBank genome assembly. Lineage: Eukaryota; Phaeophyceae; Ectocarpales; Ectocarpaceae.
AUGCUGGCGGCUUCUUCCAGCUCGAGCCCACCCAUGCCUCUGCUGGAGUCUGCCGCGGGCGUCUUCUCCGCCUUUCAGUUCAUGGCAGAGCCCGCCGCGCCUAGCGACAAGGCGGCACCAAUCGGAGGCAGCCCACCCUCAGCAGGAGGGGGAGGGCCGGGGAUGUCGGCGUUUUCGUUCCUGACCGACGAGUCCCCCGCCGCCGGGAACAGUGUCGAAGGCCAGGACGAAACCGUCAGCAUCCCUGCUGGGGAUGCUGCCGGGAGAACCACGCCGUCUUCGUUUUCGUUCCUGUCGGAGGGAGGCGGAGGGGGCCCUGCGGCUGAGAGUAGCGUUGCCGCCGAGGCUGCGUCGUCCGUGGUGUUAUCGUCCUCUCCGCUGGCAGCGACCGGCAAAGCGGAGUUGCCGGCAUCCUCCGACGGCAAGGCAGCGGCAGAAUUCGGGGGUGCUGCCGGGCAGACGCCGGGAGACGUCGAUCAGCAGCCCGCUGGCUCGUCCGGCCUUGCGAGCGAGGUCUCUUCUCCGUCCGCUUCAUCGUCUACGACGGCGCGGGCGGAUGGCCUCGCCGCUACCGCCACCGCCACCGCCACCGCCACCGCUGCCCAGGAAGGAGCGGAGAAGAAGCCGGCUGCUGACGAUGUGCCCUCAUGGAAACCCUCGGCCAGCGUUGUUCGGAAGAAGAGGGCGGUGAGGAGGGUGGGCUAUGCUCGGGAGGAGACGCUGGCGUCGUCGUCGAUGGCGCCGCCGGUACCGCGGUCACCCACGGCGGGCCGGCAAGCCGGCGGCGGCAAUGCUUCGACGGAGGCAGCAGGAGACCAGACCAGCGGCAGCACGCCGUCUGCGACCGCUGGGGGAGGCCUUUCUCGCGGGGGGGGGGGGGACUACGAGGCGCCGUCUGUCCCUAUCCCAAGCAGGAAGGUCACAACGUCGCCCAUGACCGCUGGUAGGGAAGCGAUGGACGACAGCAUGGUGGCGGAGGCAGCGGCGAUGGCGGCGCUUGCGGCGUCCAUGGCGCCAUCGGAGAUCCAGGGGGCAAUGGCGAAGGGGGACUUGAAACAGGGCUCUUCACACGGCACGGCGUCGUCCAGCACUUCGUCUGCAGCGGGUGGCGGCGCGGCGGCAAGCCUGUCGAAUCCCCACCCGACAGCAACGAAGAAGAAUCACAGCUUUAUGACGAAGUUCAAGGGACUGCUGAGCCAGUCUUCCUCAUCCAAGUCCGACAGCUCCCCGCUUUCCCCCCACGCGGCGGCGAGAAAGUCUGCUGCAAACCCGACUGUGGCCACCACACCGCGAAGCUCCCCUAAGGACGCCGCCGCAGCCGCUGCAACCACAAAGGCGGGGGAGGAGGAUCAACCACCCUUGCGUUCGGAGCGGGGUGGGGCUGAUCCCGAUUCCGCCGCCGGGGGGGGGAGUUCCGUUGUUCGUCCGGCGUUUUCUGGUGAAGAGGAGAACGGCGCGGUCCAGGAGAUGCGGGCGGAACUGUCAGUCUUGAUCGACGCCUUCCAACAAAAGUCGGAAUCCUUGAGCAACCGUCUCACCGAGGCAGCCGCGGAGAAGGCGGCCCUAGAGUGCAGCCGGACCUCGCUGAGAAACUCCCACGCCGAGGGCAUAAGGCGGCUGGCGGAGGCGGAGUCUGAGCAGCAGCGAUUGGCCGACGAAGAGGACUACGAAAAGGCGGCGGAAUUGUCGCUGGAGAUCGAGAACCUCAAGGAAGAGUCGGCCUCGGCGGCACGACGUCUCAGGGAGCUCGAGGAGGACGGAGGUUCGUUGGAUCGGUCAUCCGCGGAGGCCAGGCAUGAGCUUCUCGUCGCUGUGGAGGAGACCACUCGCGGGUUGAAGGUCUUCCAGGGCAGACAGGAUGCAAAGCUAGGCAAGCUAGUCUCCGAACGAGCGGCCCUUUUCGAGGAGGAAAAUCGCCGGAUGAACACAGAGCAGGAGAGAAUCGUGCUCGAAAAGACCCACGUGGAGAGGGAUUGGGCUCAUCUAGAGGAGGAGCUGUCUCAGACGGAAAAAGCCAUCUCCGAUCAGACAGGGGGGGAGGAUGCGCGCAUGUCCAAGCUUCGGCUGAUGCGGAUGGAGCUAGAAGGCGAGGUCAAGGACCUAGAAGCGCAGCUUGAGGCGAAGAGAGGGGCCCUGAGAGAGGUGCUGGUUGGUCUAGACGAGGCGGAGGGUCGCAUCUCGGCCGUGCGGGGCAAGUUCGAACGGCAGCUUCAGCGGCUGCGCGAGAGGGAACGGCUUGUGGAGGUGUCUCGACAGGACUGUCAGACGGAAGAGGCGUCGCUGCAGGGGGACAGGGACCGCCACCGGGAACUGAUGGAACAGGCGACGAAGGAGCAGCAGGGUUUGAUGGACGCCGUGGAAGGAAUCGCGGACGAUGUCAAGCUCGCUGAAGUACUCCAGUCGACCCUAUCGAAGCACUGGACGUCCGAGUCGCGAACCGGAACGGUCCCUGCAGACGAGAAGAACGGCGCGGAGACCGGCGACGAGGAUUCGCGGAACGAUGCUCGGGACGACGCUCUGGUGGCGCUUCGGUCGGAGGUGGAGGGCGCGCGAUCCCGGUACGAGCUGAAAGGCCGGGCCGUGGCUGCCCUCGACGAGCGGAAGGAUGUGCUCAAGGCAGAGAUGGCCACAAAUGCGGAUGCUCUGCCAGACCUCGAGCAAAGAAAGAGGGCGGCGGUGGGCGCGAAAAACUACAAAGAGGCCGGCCAAGUUAGCCGUCAGAUUAAGGAGACGGAACGACGGCAGCAAGAGGUGUUGGAGCUGCUGUCGGACUUGGAGCACAGCGUAGCGGAGGGGUCCGCGGCCCGGAAAGAGCUGGAGGGUACCAAGACAGAGCUGAUGCAAGCGGAGGAGGCGUUGAGGGUGGCCGAGGAAGCAGUGGCGACUUCGAGGAUCGCGGCGCUGGAGAGACGCGCCAAGCCUCUAAGGAUCGCGAGUCGAGCCGUGGCGCGCAGGGGCAAGACCGGAGGACUCAGAGACGCAGCGGAGUCCCUCCUGGUGGUGCAGCUCGCGAGCCUAGACGCCGAGGCGAAGGACAUCAGCGCGAGGCACGGCCUCGCCCCGCCGGAGCUAUCUCAGCCUCAGCCUGGAGACUCGGACGACGAAUCCGAUGGUAGUGGUAGUGGUGGUGGUGGUGGUGGUUCGGACUGUUCGGCAGGCCCAGCAGCUGGAGGGUCAGGGCAGGAGGUGGUUACUUCGGUGGAGGUUGAUGAAGAGGAUGGGGGUUCGGCAGAUGGGAACGACGUAGAAGCAGCCAAACCGGAAGAUACCGCCACUCACGUGGAAGCCGUCCCGCGAAAGGCUGAAGACGAUCCGGCUAUGGUUGCCUCGAGGGAGCUGAUCGAAUUGGAGGCGGCGGAGGUUGAGCGCGACCUCGCGGACCUAGAUGCUCGGCUGGCCACGGCUCUGACAGAUGAGGACUACGACCAGGCAGCAGAGCUGGACGCUCAGAUGACACAGGAAGACGUAGAUGUUGACGCUGCAGCGGCCUGCGGCAGCGCUGGUGAGGAAGGUCGGGGGGAGGAGCACGGGGGGGCGGGGGGCAAUGCUACGGCUGAGGCGAUGGAUGGCAAUGUUGCUACUAGUGAAGAGGACACCGAUGGUUGCGCUGCUGAAGCGGAUAGCGGUGCGUUGGACCCCGUUCCGGGAGCAGCGGCGGGACAAGAAGCAGGUGGCGAUGCACCCGACGACGACGUCGAUGGCGUGCGCGAGGCAAGCGAUGAGGGUCCGGCUGUUGUCGACCUCGAGGAGGCGGAACACGACGAUGCCCCUCAGGGACGAGAAAGCCUGGGUGUUGAGGGCGGCACGGCAGUAGAACAGGCGGACGGGCCGGAGCGCGCUGUCUAG